GAAACGGAAAAAAAGAAGCUAGAUUCAGUCGAUCACCUGAGCUGUUCCUUUAUUCGCCGGAAAAUGUCUCUGAUUCCAAGCUUUUUUGGCAACCGACGCAACAGCAUCUUCGAUCCAUUCGCUCUCGACGUCUGGGAUCCCUUCAAGGAGUUCCAGUUCCCUUCUUCCCUCGCCGCAUACUCACCGGAGACCGCCGCUUUCGUUAACACUCGAGUCGAUUGGCGGGAAACUCCGGAGGCGCAUGUGUUUAAGGCUGAUCUUCCCGGGAUUAAGAAGGAAGAAGUGAAGGUAGAGGUGGAAGAUGACAGUGUGCUUCAGAUCAGCGGCCAGAGGAACAUUGAAAAGGAAGAUAAGAAUGAUACUUGGCAUCGCGUGGAGCGCAGCAGCGGGAAGUUCAUGAGGAGGUUUAGGCUGCCGGAGAAUGCGAAACCGGACCAGAUUAAAGCGUCUAUCGAGGAUGGAGUGCUUACAGUAACUGUGCCUAAGGCUGAGGUGAAAAAGCCUGAUGUGAAGGCAAUUCAGAUCUCCGGUUGAAUGUAAGUCGUCUCUAUCCUGCAGCAGAUAAAUAAGAGAAUGUGUGUGUAUCCGUGUGUUCUAAUGGUUGUUUAGUACUUGGGAAUAUGUGUCGCUUUGUUAUGGAGUUGAAGGGUUUGUUCUGUGUGAUGUGUUAAUACGACUUUUGCAAGUGAAAUAGUGUUAAGAGGAUAUUCCAAAUUUUCAUUAUCUUUGUUUUCUUGUUCUAUGUUUCCUGUUUUUAGUUUUGAAUUGAGUUGCCAAGUCCUUGUACUAUAAUUGUGAAUAAAGAGUUUGUAUAAAUUGUUUUAGAAUGGUAUUGAAAGGAGGGAAAUUUUAGUUCAUACUGAAUAUAAUGGAUUCAGUAUAACAAGAUGUGUUCUGUCAAUUGCCUUAAGGAAUUGUAUGAAGAAACAUCUUCCUUCGUACAUAACUUGAUCUUCUCUUUCAAAGUAAGAAUCUUCUGGCAAUACUGAGGCUGACCUGAGCACCCUUUAGAGAGGUUGCUUGCUUGUUGGCAGUGUUAAUGCUUACAUGCCAUUUUCCUAUGUCCGUUGUUAUUCAUACCCAGAUGUAGGGAGAUCAUUGAAUCUGGGGACUGGGGAGAAGUUUUCCGGGCACCAAUGCUAAAUUGUAUAAUCUACAUUCAAACAUUCAAAACAAACAUCAUUCUGAGAAGGCAUGAUUUAAGUUUUUUACUUUGACCUGAGUUCUAGUCCUCCAUGUUGUUCAUGUAUGAAGGGUAUAAUUCAUUUUUCUUUCUCAUUUUUAGAUUCAGCCGUGAAUCCUUUUAAUACAGUUUUAAAAGUGUGGGACAAAUUGAAGAGUUUGUGGAAUCCUCUGGCUGUGGAGAUUGUCAUAGCUUUAUCUUUCUAUGUCCUAUCUCCCUGGCCAGCACAAUAUAUGUUUAAGCCACCGAAGCAUUUUAAGGUUGGGUUUGGAUUAAGGGUUGUAGGGGUCAUAUUGUUUUAGGGUUUUAGUUUGAUUUUGUAUGAAUUUUAC
Rubroshorea leprosula is the source of this 1515-nucleotide messenger RNA. The record is from the annotation of a GenBank genome assembly. NCBI's taxonomy places the organism in Eukaryota, Viridiplantae, Streptophyta, Magnoliopsida, Malvales, Dipterocarpaceae.